UUCUUUCAUAAAAAAUAUUGAAAAUGAUCCCAAGUCAAGGGAAUAUGAAUAAAGAUGGAGUCAAGUACUCUAUUAGCUCAUUUUGGCAUAUAUUUCAUAGUGGAUGCGCCUAUUAUCCAGACGAACCAACCGAUCAAGAUAAAGAAAAUCAUAAGGAGUUUUUGGAAACAUUCACAGAAACAGCAAAGCAAUCUGUAGAUUUUGAAGAAUUUGGAACAAGGUUUGGGAAAUUAAUGGAAGAGCAUCCACCAAUUUUGGAUUCAAGGAAAGCAUAUAGCAUCUGGAUGUGAGAACAUCAUAAUAGAAUCAGAGAAGAGGAUGGGAAAGAACUAUUUGAUUGAUCAUAUGACAAUUUGGGCAAAAGAUGGGGUCCUCCAAAAUAACUAGUCAUAAAUGGUUGU
Molecule: messenger RNA, 401 nt
Organism: Moneuplotes crassus
Lineage: Eukaryota; Ciliophora; Spirotrichea; Euplotida; Euplotidae
Source: the annotation of a GenBank genome assembly